This is a messenger RNA of Magallana angulata, 1637 nucleotides long. RefSeq names its product tyrosine--tRNA ligase, mitochondrial-like. NCBI's taxonomy places the organism in Eukaryota, Metazoa, Mollusca, Bivalvia, Ostreida, Ostreidae. Gene Ontology annotation, molecular function: tyrosine-tRNA ligase activity; RNA binding; ATP binding. Bases 131 to 1522 code for a protein of 463 amino acids. The record is from RefSeq and is a predicted model, not a curated record. Gene Ontology annotation, biological process: tyrosyl-tRNA aminoacylation. Gene Ontology annotation, cellular component: mitochondrion; cytosol. The transcript is spliced from 13 exons.
AAAUUAUCCGCUUCGAUUUCAAUAGUCAACAUGGCCGCGUUCAUGGGUUAGACAUGUCAGAGUAUGUCAGAGUGUGUCACCACGAAUGUCGAUGCAUUGGCCACAAAUGAAGUAACUGAAAGAGCAAGCAAUGACCUCUCUAAAGUUAAGUCUUCGUCUGUGUCAGAGGGCCGUGGUGUCAUUACGUCGAUCCUACUGCAGUGUGUCGCCACGGAAUGUUCUCAAACUCCAAGAGAGGGGCGUCAUCCAGUCUGUAUUCCCUACCACCCUUACUCAUGAAGUGGAGAAACAGCUGGGUCAGCCUCUGACGGUGUACUGUGGAUUUGACCCUACAGCAGACAGCUUACACAUCGGGAACCUCCUGGCCAUCAUAGCCAUGCUGCACUGUCAGAGGGCCGGCCACAGCCCCAUCUGUGUGGUUGGGGGAGCAACUGCCAAAAUUGGAGAUCCAUCAGGAAAAACAAAAGAUAGAGAACCUAUGAAGCAGGAAACCAUUGACAGAAACAUUGCCAGCAUCACAGAGAGUCUGGAGCGAAUCUUUGCCAACCAUCAGAAGUACUUCUGGAGAGACCAGGACAAAGAGCUCCCUGGAGUCAGGAUUUUGAACAACAAUGACUGGUAUAGCCAGCAAACAGUGGUUGAUUUCCUGUCUACACUGGGCAGAAAAUUCAGAGUCGGUAGCAUGAUGCAUAGAGAGAGUGUAAGAACACGGUUGGAGUCAGAGGAAGGGCUGAGUCUGACAGAAUUUACCUAUCAGGUGUUCCAGGCUUGUGACUGGCUUCACCUGUACGAAAAGUACAACUGUACUGUACAGGUUGGAGGUAGUGAUCAGCUGGGAAACAUUAUAUCUGGAUAUGAGUUCCUGACCAAAAUCCACAAAAAACUGUUCUUUGGUUUGAUGGUGCCACUGCUGACCACCUCUAGUGGAGAGAAACUUGGGAAAAGUGUUAACAACUCCAUGUGGUUAAAUCCCGACAAGACCACUCCAUUCAAACUCUACCAGUAUUUCAUCAACUUGCCUGAUUCUGAAGUUGAGACAUACCUCAAGUUGUUCACAUUUAUGACAAAGAGAGAGAUUCAGGACUGUCUAGCCAACAUGAGAGAGAGACCUGAACAAAGAAGGUCUCAAAAGAAAAUAGCAGAAGCAAUAGUUAAAUUGGUCCAUGGAGAGGCAGGUCUGGAGCAGGCAGUCAGGUGGACCGAGGUUUUGUUCCAGAACAAGGCAGAGAGCCUGGCCCUGCUCAGUGACCUAGAGGUCAAGGUCCUUUUCAAGAAUGCUCCCUUCAUCACCCUUCCUCUUGUCCCUGGUCUGAAGCUGGGCAGCUUGUGUUGUAAAAUUAAAAUGUUCAAGAAGGAGGGUGAGGCAAUAAACAAAAUCCGGUUUGGACAGGUGAGGGUGAAUUUCCAGAUGGAGACGAACCCAGAGCUGGUUCUGAGAGAUACGGAUCACAUUCUGCCAAGUGAUAUAACCCUCUUUACACUAGGAAAAAAGAAUCAUUUUGUUGUCAAAUGGGUGUCCUAGCAGUGGGCAGCGACAAAGACUGGAUGUUUUAGUUAUAACUGUGAUAUACAAGUACAUGUGUGUAUGAGGAGUGUAUUUGUGUUCAUAUUGUGGAGAAUAAAAGCAAUUAUUCACA